GUAUACUAUUUCUUUACAUUUAAUCUGCACAGUGACCUUUUUUCUGUUUUGGCCUAUGAUAUGUUUGUUUCUAUGCAACUGUGGUGGGUACUUUCAUUUUUCCUCUGUUUCUCUCUCUCUCUUUGUUGAAUGAAUGAAUGAAAGAAAGGUGAAGGCAGUAAUAUUACUACUACCAGUACUAAUGACUAGCUCAAUAGCGGUUCCUAUCAAUGUCUUCUUGUCUCUCUCAUUUGUUUGCUUAUACAAGCGGCAAAGUUAACUAAUACUCACACCAAGGUCUCUCACCUUUAUUCUUCUCUUUCUCUCUCUUUCUUCAAUUUGAGAGCAAGGAAUUCCAAAAAAAGACUCUAUCUUGGAGGGUUUCUUUCUCCUCAGCACACUUUUCCAGCUCAGCUGUUGUGCCAUUGAAGCUUUGUGAUUUGGAUUUUAGUGGGAGUUUUUGUUUUCAGGAGCUGGCAUCAAACUUUAGUUGCUGAUCAAGCUGUUGUUUUUUUACCUUGGCUUGUGAUGUGGUGGAGUUGGUUCUUUUCAUAUUAAUUGUGUGUGUCCAUUUUUAGGUAAAGGGGUUGGCCUAAUUUGGUUGUUUCUUUUUACUUUAGUGGUUUCAUUCUUCAUAGAGUAGGUGAGGGAAGAAAAAAGCACAAGAAAUCUGUGUUUAAGGUGCUUGUGAUGGGUGUUUCUGUGAUCCCUAGGGAAACUAGAGGAUCAGUUGGAUUUUACAGGUGAAAAGGAGAGUAGAGAAGCCUUUUGUAGAAAAUGCCUGAAGGGGGCAGAAAAAGGAUACAUUUUAGCAGGCUUUAUUCUUUUUCUUGUUUGAAAUCUCCAUUCAGAGAUGGCCAUUCCCAAAUUGGGCAAAAAGGGUACUCAAGGGUUGUGUACUGCAAUGAUCCUGAUAACUUGGAAGCAGUUCAGUUGAAUUACGGUGGCAACUAUGUUUCUACCACCAAGUAUACAGCUUUUAAUUUUAUCCCCAAGUCUUUAUUUGAGCAGUUCAGAAGGGUUGCAAAUAUCUACUUUCUUAUUGUGGCUUGUGUCUCGUUUAGUCCAUUGGCACCUUUUACGCCUUUAAGUAUUGUUGCACCUUUGCUGGUUGUGAUUGGAGCUACUAUGGCCAAGGAAGCUGUGGAAGAUUGGAGAAGGAGAAAGCAGGAUAUAGAGGCAAACAACCGAAAGGUUCAGGUAUACAGUAGAGACUAUACAUUUGUGGAGACUAGAUGGAAGAAACUUCGCGUUGGUGAUAUCAUUAAAGUGUAUAAGGAUGAAUACUUUCCUGCUGAUCUUCUUCUGCUUUCAUCAAGCUAUGAGGAUGGGGUUUGCUAUGUUGAUACAAUGAAUCUUGAUGGAGAAACUAAUCUAAAGUUAAAGCAUGCCCUGGAGGCAACAGCUCAUCUUCACAAUGAAAAAUCUCUACAAAAGUUUAGGGCUAUGGUCAAAUGUGAGGAUCCUAAUGAAAAUCUGUACUCAUUUAUUGGAACUUUUCAGUACGAGGGUAAAGAACAUCCUCUUUCCUUGCAGCAGAUCCUUUUAAGAGAUUCUAAGCUGAAAAACACUGAAUAUAUCUAUGGUGUGGUUAUCUUUACCGGCCACGAUACAAAAGUGAUGCAGAAUUCUACUGAUCCUCCAUCCAAGAGAAGCAAAAUUGAGAGAAAAAUGGAUAAGAUUAUAUACAUCCUCUUCAGUUCCUUGAUUUUUAUAUCCUUCAUUGGCUCGGUCGUUUUUGGUAUUGAGACCAAAAGGGAUAUUAGUGGUGGCAAGUACAGGAGAUGGUAUCUUCAUCCAGAGAAUACAACAGUGUUUUAUGAUCCUAGAAGGGCAACACUUGCUUCUAUUCUCCAUUUUUUGACUGCCCUGAUGUUGUAUGGAUAUCUAAUUCCAAUUUCACUCUAUGUAUCCAUAGAACUUGUGAAAGUUCUGCAGGCUAUUUUCAUCAACCAAGAUCAGGAAAUGUAUUAUGAAGAAACAGAUAGGCCAGCUCGUGCACGCACAUCUAAUUUGAAUGAGGAACUUGGUCAGGUUGAUACAAUAUUGUCCGACAAGACUGGUACUUUGACAUGUAACUCUAUGGAAUUUGUCAAAAGUUCCAUAGGGGGCAUUCCAUAUGGUCGUGGGAUGACAGAAGUGGAGAAGGCACUUGCUAAGAGAGGGAGCAAAGGGGAAUCUGAAUUUGAUGGUGUAUCAUCUGAUUUCUUGGGCCAGAAUACUGAUGCUGUGGACUCUCAAAAGCCAGUUAAGGGAUUUAACUUCAGAGAUGAACGCAUAAUAAAUGGGCAAUGGGUUAAGGAACCUCAUCCUGAUAUCAUACAGAAAUUCUUUCGAGUGUUAGCUAUUUGUCAUACAGCUAUUCCAGAUGCUGAUGAAGAUUCAGGAGAAAUUUCCUACGAAGCCGAGUCACCAGAUGAAGCAGCAUUUGUCAUAGCUGCGAGGGAGCUUGGUUUUGAGUUUUUUGCAAGGACACAAACAAGGAUAUCAUUGCAUGAAUUAAAUUACGAAAGUGGAAAAAAGGUUGACAGAGGGUACCCGCUUCUGCAUGUCUUAGAGUUCAGUAGUGCCCGCAAAAGAAUGUCAGUGAUUGUGAGGAAUGAGGAAAAUCAAAUAUUGCUCCUAUGCAAGGGUGCAGACAGUGUUAUGUUUGAAAGGCUCUCGCAAUAUGGAAGACAGUUUGAGGCUGAAACCAAGGAUCAUAUCAAAAGGUAUUCGGAGGCAGGUUUAAGAACUCUUGUAAUUGCAUACCGUGAACUUGGUGAAGAAGAAUAUAAGCUGUGGGACAAGGAGUUCUCAAAGGCCAAAACUUCUGUAGCAGCAGACCGAGAUGCACUUGUAGAUGAAGCUGCAGAUAAGAUGGAAAGAGAUUUGAUACUUCUUGGUGCUACGGCAGUUGAGGAUAGACUGCAAAAGGGGGUACCUGAAUGUAUUGAAAAGCUUGCUCAAGCAGGAAUCAAGUUAUGGGUAUUGACUGGGGACAAGAUGGAAACUGCAGUUAACAUAGGGUAUGCAUGUAGUUUACUUAGACAAGACAUGAAAAAGAUAGUGAUCACUCUUGAUUCACCAGAUAUCCUGUCGUUGGAAAAACAAGGGGAUAAAGAUGCUCUAGUAAAGGCCUCUCUUGAAAGCAUUAAGAAGCAAAUUAGUGAGGGAAUCUCGCAAGUCAAGUCCGCAAAAGAAAGUUCUAAUACAGAUAAAGAAACUUCUGCAUUUGGCUUGAUAAUUGAUGGGAAGUCCUUGGAUUAUUCUCUUAACAAGAAUUUGGAGAAGUCCUUCUUUGAGUUGGCAGUUAGUUGUGCCUCUGUCAUAUGUUGCAGAUCUUCACCCAAACAGAAAGCUCGUGUAACAAGAUUGGUGAAAUUGGGAACAGGGAAGACAAUCCUAUCUAUCGGUGAUGGGGCAAAUGAUGUCGGCAUGCUUCAGGAAGCUCAUAUUGGAGUUGGUAUUAGUGGUGCUGAAGGGAUGCAGGCUGUAAUGGCAAGUGAUUUUGCAAUUGCUCAAUUCCGUUUUUUGGAGCGAUUGUUGCUGGUGCAUGGCCACUGGUGUUAUAGGCGAAUAUCAUUGAUGAUAUGUUACUUUUUCUAUAAAAACAUUGCAUUUGGAUUUACCCUAUUUUGGUUUGAGGCAUAUGCUUCUUUCUCUGGACAACCUGCGUACAAUGAUUGGUACAUGUCAUUUUACAAUGUCUUCUUCACUUCACUUCCAGUCAUCGCUCUAGGUGUUUUUGAUCAGGAUGUUUCUGCCAAACUUUGCCUGAAGUAUCCCUUUCUAUAUCUAGAGGGAGUAGAGGACACCCUCUUCAGCUGGCCCCGGAUCAUCGGGUGGAUGUUGAAUGGCGUUAUUAGCUCCUUAGCCAUCUUCUUCUUGACCACAAAUUCCAUCAUAAACCAGGCCUUCAGAAGAGAUGGUCAGGUGGUUGAUUUCGAAAUACUAGGUGUCACAAUGUAUUCUAUUGUGGUGUGGACAGUGAAUUGCCAAAUGGCACUUUCCAUCAACUACUUCACUUGGAUCCAGCAUUUUUUCAUAUGGGGAAGCAUUUUCUUCUGGUAUGUGUUCUUGUUGGUGUAUGGCUAUCUCUCUCCGGCCAUAUCCUCAACAGCAUACAUGGUUUUUGUGGAGGCUUGUGCUCCCAGUGCUGUGUACUGGCUAGCUACCGUUUUGGUUGUUGUGUGUGUGCUUCUACCCUAUUUCACUUAUAGAGCUUUCCAAAGUAGGUUUCUACCAAUGUACCAUGAUAUCAUACAGAGAAAACGAGUCGAAGGGUUUGAAGUUGAGAUAUCUGAUGAGUUGCCUACACAAGUUCAGGGAAAACUAAUGCAUAUGAGAGAAAGAUUGAAGCAAAGGGAACCAUGAAUUAAUGUACUAAAUGGUUAGUUUGGAACUCUGAGUUUGUGUUCGGUUUGUUGGUUAGUUUGGAAGUUGCAUUGGAGUAGUGAGCAUUACAAGCUUUCUUUUGUAAUUAGUUUAUUCUUUACUUUCACACUUUCGGAUUCCAGUUACAAAAAAUUAGUAGAGGCAGGAUUUGUAUAGCAGUCACCUGAUGUAGAUUAGUUAUGUAAGUAAAGCUUGUGUAAUUGUUGUACCAAAAAUAGCCAGUGUUAAUUAAAGAAGCAAUACUUAGUUUGCAAUA
Messenger RNA from Lotus japonicus, 4612 nucleotides. RefSeq names its product probable phospholipid-transporting ATPase 8. NCBI's taxonomy places the organism in Eukaryota, Viridiplantae, Streptophyta, Magnoliopsida, Fabales, Fabaceae. The coding region runs from base 757 to 4335 and encodes 1192 amino acids. The transcript is spliced from 11 exons. The record is from RefSeq and is a predicted model, not a curated record. Gene Ontology annotation, molecular function: magnesium ion binding; ATP hydrolysis activity; ATPase-coupled intramembrane lipid carrier activity. Gene Ontology annotation, cellular component: plasma membrane. Gene Ontology annotation, biological process: phospholipid translocation.